AUUCUCUUUCUCGCCUUGUCGCUAUGUCACUCUGUACGACUUUCUUCUUCCCAAUUCCCCUGAACCGCUGCCACAGUGCGAUCGAUCCAUGUUGAAUCUCUGAUUCAAUCCCAAACCCUAACCCUAUCAAUUUGCAUUGCCCUCCUUCUCCCACCCCUCAAUGGCCAAUGUCUCCGUCGCCGCGGAAUGGCAGCUCCUCUACAACCGCUACUACCGCAAGCCCGAGCUCUACCCUAUGCCGUGGAAGCACGUCGACCUCGCCCGCACCAAGGUUGCCGUUGCGCCCUUCGGCGGCCCGAUCGCCGUCAUCCGCGACGACUCCAAGAUCGUCCAGCUCCAUGCCGAGUCCGCCCUCCGCAAGCUCCGCCUCUUCUCUUCCUCGGGCCGCCCCCUCGCCGACGCCGUCUGGCGCCACUCCGGAGGCCGCCUCAUUGGAAUGUCCUGGACGGACGACCAGACGCUCCUCUGCGUCGUCCAGGACGGUACUGUCUACCGCUAUGACGUCCACGCGAACUUGAUUGAACCUAACCUGUCUCUAGGAAAAGAGUGCUUCGAGGACAACGUUGCGGAUUGCGCGUUUUGGGGGAACGGCUUGGUUUGCAUCACUGAGGCGAACCAACUUUUCUGCAUCGCGGAUUUCAAGAACCCAAGGGCGGUGAAGCUCGCGGAUCCCCUGAUCGAUGAGAUGCCUCAUUGUAUGGCGGUGAUUGAGCCGCAGUACACGGUUUCGGGGAAUGUUGAGGUUUUGCUUGGCGUGGAUGAUGCUGUGGUGCUUGCUGUGGAGGAGGAUGGCGUGCAGAGGCUCGGGGAGGGAGUUCUACGUGGACCGCUGCAGAAGAUGGUGGUUUCACGCGACGGCAAGUGGCUCGCGUCGUUUACGCAUGACGGGAGGCUUUUAGUGACUACUUCGGACUUGACUGGCGUUAUCAUUGAGAGGGAGUGCGAGUCAGCCCUUCCUCCAGAACAGAUUGCUUGGUGUGGAAUGGAUGCUGUGCUGUUGUAUUGGGAUGAUAUGCUUUUAAUGAUGGGUCCUGAUGGAGAGCCAGUUCACUACCUUUAUGAUGAACCAAUAAUUCUUAUACCCGAGUGUGAUGGAGUGAGGAUAUUGUCCAACACUAGUAUGGAAUUUCUACAGCGGGUGCCUGAUUCCACUGUUUCAAUAUUCACAAUUGGAAGUACAUCACCUGCUGCUUUAUUAUAUGAUGCCCUGGAUCAUUUUGAUAGGCGAAGUGCCAAGGCUGAUGAAAAUUUGAGAUUGAUAAGAUCGUCUCUUCCUGAGGCAGUUGAAGCUUGCGUUGAUGCUGCAGGUCAUGAAUUUGACGUUUCACGCCAGCGAACUCUCUUAAGGGCAGCGAGUUAUGGGCAGGCCUUUUGUAGCAAUUUUCAACGUGAUCGUAUCCAAGAGAUGUGUAAAAUUCUGCGGGUCUUGAAUGCAGUGCGCAGCCCUGAGAUUGGCAUUCCUCUUAGUAUUCAGCAAUACAAGUUGCUUACACCAUCUGUUCUGAUCGGUCGCCUGAUUAAUGCUCACCAACAUCUGCUUGCACUGAAAAUAUCAGAAUAUCUUGGAAUGAAUCAAGAGGUGGUGAUAAUGCACUGGGCAUGUUCAAAGAUAACUGCUUCAUUGGCAAUUCCUGAUGCAGCUCUUUUGGAGAUUCUGCUGGAUAAGUUAAAACUGUGCAAAGGCAUAUCCUAUGCAGCUGUUGCGGCUCAUGCAGACAAAAGCGGCAGACGAAAGUUAGCUGCCUUACUUGUUGAACACGAGCCUCGAUCGUCAAAACAGGUUCCUCUCCUGUUAAGCAUUGGAGAAGAAGAUAUAGCCUUGAUGAAGGCGACUGAAUGUGGGGAUACAGAUCUUGUUUAUCUUGUACUUUUUCAUAUUUGGCAAAAGAGGCAGCCAUUGGAGUUCUUUGGCACUAUACAGGCCCGACAUUUAGCACGUGACUUAUUUGUAACUUAUGCACGGUUCUAUAAAGAUGAAUUUUUGAAGGACUUUUUCUUAUCAACUGGGCAGCUUCAAGAUGUGGCAUUUCUUUUGUGGAAAGAAUCAUGGGAACUCGGGAAAAAUCCGAUGGCAAGCAAAGGAUCUCCACUUCAUGGUCCUCGAAUAAAACUUAUUGAGAAGGCACAAAGUCUUUUUGCUGAAACCAAGGAGCAUAUCUUCGAAUCUAAGGCAGCUGAGGAGCAUGCAAAACUGUUAAGAAUUCAGCAUGAACUUGAAGUUACUACAAAGCAGGCCAUAUUUGUGGAUUCUAGUAUAAAUGAUACAAUCCGUACUUGUAUUGUCUUGGGAAAUCAUCGAGCUGCAAUGAAAGUUAAAACAGAAUUUAAGGUGUCUGAGAAGAGGUGGUAUUGGCUUAAGGUUUUUGCUUUGGCUACAAUCAAGGAUUGGGUUGCCCUAGAAAAAUUUUCAAAGGAGAAGAAACCUCCAAUUGGUUUCAGGCCAUUUGUGGAGGCAUGCAUUGAAGCAGACGAAAAGGCAGAAGCCAUUAAAUAUAUCCCAAAACUUGCAGACCCUCGUGAAAGAGCUGAGUCAUACGCUCGAAUUGGUAUGGCGAAGGAAGCUGCGGAUGCUGCAUCACAGGCUAAAGAUGGUGAAUUACUUGGUCGGCUGAAAUUGACUUUUGCACAAAAUGCUGCAGCUUCAUCAAUAUUUGAUACUCUUCGAGAUCGUUUGUCUUUCCAAGGUGCUUAACUUUUUCAGACCUUCCUUCUUUAUUCUAUUCUGUUCCUCGCUUAUUCUUGUCCUUUUCGAAUAUUUAUUGUGUAUAUUGUGAAAAAAAUAUAGUGUAUCUUAUAUGCUAAUGUGAGAGGUAAAUGUGCUCAGAUGUUUGUCUUUAGUUUUUUUUCUUUUCUUUUUUUCGUGUCUUGUAGUUUGCUUGGUUUAUCUUCUAUUAUUCCUGUAUAAUAAAUAGUACAAUUUGCGAUUGAGUAGUGACCACAGCUGAGUUUGUGAUUUGUACUAACCAUUGCCAGAUUCUUUUUUAA
Molecule: messenger RNA, 2985 nt
Organism: Vigna unguiculata (cowpea)
Lineage: Eukaryota; Viridiplantae; Streptophyta; Magnoliopsida; Fabales; Fabaceae
Gene: VCL1
Product: vacuoleless1 (VCL1)
Biological process (GO): vacuole fusion, non-autophagic; intracellular protein transport; endosomal transport
Cellular component (GO): lysosomal membrane; endosome; cytoplasm
Molecular function (GO): actin binding
Source: RefSeq, a predicted model, not a curated record